Parasteatoda tepidariorum (common house spider) is the source of this 4125-nucleotide messenger RNA. The record is from RefSeq and is a predicted model, not a curated record. Lineage: Eukaryota; Metazoa; Arthropoda; Arachnida; Araneae; Theridiidae.
AUGAAGGAGAAACAAAACGAUAAAGAACUUGGCGAUAUUCUGGCACUUUUGAAAAGAAAAAGAAGAACAGUGCGAGGUAAUGUUACUCGAUUUAUUACGCAAUUAAAUUCUGAUCUUUCUGCAACCUCUGACACUUUAAAUGAAAAUGUCGAAUAUAUUAGUCAUCGUCUUUCGGAUUGCUUGUUAGAAAUGAAGAAAUUGGAUAACGACAUUCAUAGUUUAUUAACAGAUGGUGAUUAUGACAAUGAUAUUAUUCAAUGUGAAGAAUACGUGGAUAAUGCCGAGCUCGCUAUCUUUAAAACAAAGAAAUUUGAAGUAACUGUUUCUCAAAUACCUGUUACACAAGUACCCGUUAUGCAAUUACCCGUUUCUCAAUCUCACACAGUGAAACUUCCUACUAUUAAACUGGAUACUUUUCGAGGUGAUAUUGAACAAUGGCAGUGUUUCUGGGUACAAUUUAAAUCUUCUAUUGACGAUAAUAAUAGUCUAUCAUUAAUUGAUAAACAUGUGUUUUUGCGAGGAUAUUUGGAAGAUGAACCUAGACGCUUAGUCGACGGAAUCAGUGUUAGUGCCAGCACAUAUGAAACUACAAAAGCUCUUCUUCAAAAUCGAUAUGGCGACAAAAACAGAAUGAUUCAAGCCCAUUUAGACUUUUUGGAAAAUAUUUCGCCAAUACGUAAUCCCACUCCUAUUGCAUUGAAUAAAGUAUUUAUAGAAUGCAACAGAAGACUAAACGCUUUAACGGCUUUAGGAGAGGAUAUCAACGCUUACGGGCGCGUUUUAGCUCCAAAAAUUUUACGUGCCUUUCCAGAUGAUAUUUGUCGCCGAUGGAUUAUUUACGCAAAAAGAGAGAAAAUAUCUGAAGGUGAUAUGAAUAAACUAGUUCAAUAUUUAUCUGAAGAAGUAGAAGGUGCUCUAGCAACACUAAAAAUUCGAGGUGAGCAAAACUUUGAUUACACAUUUAAGACAUCUACAGCAGCCUUGCAUUUGAAUUCUAAAAAGGUUAACCAGACUAAAAAACCAUCUCCAUUUUGCGCCUUCUGUGAAAUUAACGGUCACUGGCCGCAAGAUUGCACGAUUAUAACUGAUAUCGAUACUCGAAUCCAAAAAUUAAAAACCUCUGGUAAAUGCUUCCUGUGUACUAAUCGUGGCCAUAGUAUAAAAAAUUGCCUUCGCAAAGAUAAAGCGUUCUGCAUAAGAUGCAAAAAGAAGCACCAUACUGCUCGAGUAUAUAUAACUGGCCCAACUGGUAUUACUAAGCUUACAAGAUGCAUUUUAGAUUGUGGUAGCCAAACCAGUUUCAUUCAUUCACAUCUUGUAGACUACCUAAAAUUAGAUGUUAUUAGCUCUGAUUCACUUGAAAUUCAUGCAUUCGAAUCAUCAUCAAAUCAGGCUCAAUCGAGACGAAAAGUAAGAUUUAAACUAUCAAGUAUUUGGAAUCAGUCAGAAAUUUAUCUACAUGCAUUUGAAAGUCCUAAUAGAUAUGCAGUUCAUCCAUCAGUUCCAUUAGAGAUUGCUUCUAUGGCUCACAAGAAAAAAUUUAAGCUUGCUGACCCGAAUGACACCAUUCAAGAGAUGCCUAUAGAAGUUUUGAUUGGUGCAGAUUUUUACUGGACGGUGGUGAAUUCUGAGAUUCCUUUCAGACUUUCGGAAACAAUUGUGCUCAUUCCAUCAAUCUUUGGCUGGAUUUUGUCUGGAUCCAGAUCUCAUACAUCUGUCGCUUCUUUAUCGUCAGUUCAUAAUAUCAGCAUCACAUCACCAUAUAUUUUGGAUGAUCAAGUUAGGAAAUUCUGGGACUUAGAUACUUUAGGUAUUAAAGCCAUGCAAGACAAAGAAAUGUCCAUUCGCAAUUCUGAAAUAUUGGAAGACUUUCGAAGCUCUUAUGAAGUCCUAGAAAAUCGUCGUGUUGUUAGAUUACCUUGGAAGAAAGACGUUACUCUUUCUUCAAAUAACUAUCACGUAGCAUCAAAACGCUUCAAUACAUUGUGCAAGAAGCUCCAAACAGAUCCUAGCUUAAAGGAAAUGUAUGUUACACUCAUGGAAGAUUACAUAGACAAAAGGCAAGUUGAAAUAGCACCGGAAAAUCAUGAUAAGGAAGAAAAAAGCUAUUACAUACCCCAUCAUGUAGUCAUUAAAGAGAAAAACGCAGAAAUUAAGGGACGAAUAGUGUUCGACGCCUCUUCUCACACACCAGGCCAUCCAUCAUUAAACGAUGUUCUAGAACAAGGUCCCAACUUACUUCCAGAAAUUUUAGCCACCUUAUUACGAUUUCGUCUUCACAAACAAGCAAUUAUUAGUGAUGGAAGUCAGGCUUUUUUACAAUUAACCUUGUGGGAAAAAGACAGAUGUGCUACUAAGUUUCUAUGGUUCAAAACUAGGAAAAAUGAUGAUGAACAUUUGCAGCUAGAGAAUGAAAUUGUGGUCUAUCAAUUUACACGUUUGCCCUUUGGAUUAACCAGCAGCCCAUUCCUUCUUUCAGCUACACUUGACGAAUUAUGCUGCAUGUACUCCAACAUUUAUCCCACAGCAGCUAAACAUCUAAAAGCAAAAUGGAGUACCAACUCCCAAGUUCUGAAAAACGAAUGGAAAAAAGAAAAAAUAAAGUUUAAAAGUAAGACUCAAGUCUUAGGUGUACAUUGGGAUACAGAAGAAGAUUCGUUUCAUCAAAAUAUUAAGGAGCAUGACCACGAUUUAUUUAAGGAACCGGUCACUAAACGCUUACUUCUGAAAAUAAUCUCAAAGAUUUUUGAUCCCUUGGGAAUUUUCUCACCAUCUACUGUUGUCGGAAAAAUUCUCUUUCAAGAUACAUGGCUAUGUGGUAUUGAAUGGGACGAACUUUUACCCCCAUCUAUCGCAUCAAGGUGGUCAAAAUGGAUUAUAGACUUACCACAUUUAAACGACAUUCGAAUCCCCAGAUGGAUUGGAAUAUCUUCUGCUGAUGUUACCAUUCAUGUAUUCUGCGAUGCUUCGGAACGUGCUUACGGAACUGUGUUAUAUGUACGAUUCACAGAAGAUACUAAAUUUCAUGUUCGAAUGGUUUGCAGUCGUAAUAGACUUUCUCCUCUGAAAAGAAUAACACUUCCCCGCUUAGAGCUGUUAGCCGCAUUAUUGGGUGCUCGAUUACUCCAUUAUUUUUGUACAGAAACUAAACUGGAUAGGAACACAGCGACACUUUGGAGUGACUCAACAGUUGCCUUAAAUUGGAUACAAGGUGAUCCAAAUCGUUGGAAAACCUUUGUCUGUAACCAAACGAAAGAAAUUCUCAAUUACACAAAUCCAACACAAUGGCGGUAUUGCCCUGGCAAUGAAAAUCCUGCCGACCACUUGUCUCGUGGUGUUGCACCAACAGAGCUUAAAUCAUUGGAUCUUUGGUGUCUAGGACCAACCUGGCUAACACAAUCAUCAGAGUUUUGGCCUUCAAAACAACUGAGUGACGCUAAUCCAGAUAUUUAUGCUGAACUACGUAAACCAGCUUCUCAAUCUUUAUUGAUAACUUCUUACCAACCUCUUAUUGAUAUAUCGCGCUUCAGUUCAUAUAUGAAACCUCUUAGAGUUACAGCAUGGAUAUUUCGUUUCUUGUAUAACUGUCGAUCCAAGCAACGCAUUUCUAUUGACCUCACAUGUAAUGAGCUUAACACAGCAAAAAACUAUUGGAUUCUCACAGUGCAAAAGCAAUGCUUUUCGGCAGAGCUUCACGCUUUACAAAAUAAUUCCCCUUUGCCAAAAUCUUCAAAAAUUAGCCGUUUCAACCCAUUUCUUCAAAAAAAUCUCAUACGAUUAGGAGGUAGAUUACAGUUCGCAUCGCUCAAAAAUGAGCAAAAACACCCUUUGCUUCUUGAUGGAUCUCAUCCUUUUGUACAUCUUUUCAUAUACUACACACAUGUGAAGCUUCAUUACUUAGAUGUUCAAAUAGUACUUUCAGACAUUCGUUCCAACUUCUGGAUAAUACGAGGACGUGAAGCCAUUAAACGAGUGCUCUACAAAUGUCUACCUUGUAAGCUCUCACAGGCAUCUAGAAGUCAACAAAUCGAAGCUCCUUUACCAAGGGACAGAAUUACACCUUGCCUUCCAUUUACUACUAUUGGCAUAGACUUCGCUGGCCCACUUUAUGUUCGUAACUUGUAA